Molecule: messenger RNA, 1754 nt
Organism: Cydia amplana
Lineage: Eukaryota; Metazoa; Arthropoda; Insecta; Lepidoptera; Tortricidae
Gene: Aatf
Product: protein Aatf
Exons: 2
Coding region: 48-1745 (565 amino acids)
Biological process (GO): regulation of transcription by RNA polymerase II
Cellular component (GO): nucleus; nucleolus
Source: RefSeq, a predicted model, not a curated record
UGUGCAGUUUUAUUUUAUAAAAAAAAAAUCUUAAAUAAAGCCAUAAAAUGAAGCCCAAGUCAAAGAAAAACGUGAAACCGUUGUUAUCAGACAAAAUAGCCGAUGCAUUGACGAUAAAACCGCGUGCGGACAUAGAAGACGACCAAGUUUUUGGCACAAAACCUCAUACCGUUUCGCGAGCAGACCUCAGCUCAUCUGAAAGCGAGGACGACGCCGCUAUUAGUGACUUUCGGAAAAGGAAUGUUAAUUUACUAAGUGAGAUAAGUAAAAAGUACGAAGGGCAAGUGGUAACCAGGAAAGAUCUUGAUAAAAAUACCUCCGAAAGUGAGAUCGAGAGUGACUCUGACGGUGGCGACGAUGGCGGAUUUCAGUCAAAACUGGCCUCAAUUGCGAGUAAAUUUAAUCAAGAAGAUUCUGAUGGUUCGGAUGAGGAACAGCGAGAUAGCCAAAAUGGUAAAAAAUCAUCAGAUUCUGAUAUUAGCUCAGGCGGCGAGAGUGACGACUAUAGUAUUACUCAGCGUCAGAAAGGGACAGAAAGCGAUCACUCUGAAGAAGAUGAUGAUGAUGAUGGAGAAGGUUACGACAUCAGUCAAAUGGAAGAGCCUGUAAAAGAGGAGUUUGAGCAUAUGAAGAAACAGAAUGUUUCCGAGGAGGCAAAAAAAGGGGCUAGUGUCAGAAACCAGCUAUUAGUUUGGGAAGGCUUGCUAGAAAUGAGGAUACACCUGCAACGGUGCAUGAGCACAGCCAACCAGAUGCCACUUCCGGAGGUUCAUAAAGAUUUGAGGCAAAAUAAUGAGUUUGCCGAAGCCUGCAAUACUGCGACUAGCAAUAUUGCUAGUGUCUUAGAUAAGUUCUUAUCCCUACAAAGCAUGCUACUAAAAGGCUUUCCUGAAACUAAAGCGCUGUCCCCAAAAAAACAGGCUACAGUUACUGUUGAAAAGAAAGAAGAAAGUGACGAGGAAAUACCAAGCGACACUGACAAUGAAGAAAUACCAUCAGACACGGAAGAAGAAGACAACAUACCAGUCGAAGAUAAAUCUCCAAAGAAAACAAGCAAAGAACAGCCACAGAAGAAACGUAAACUAACUGACUAUGAAAGUGAACUGGCCACCGCACACAAAGUGUUCAAACCAUUCAGAGAUGCCACCAUCCAGAAGUGGAAUGAAAAGACCCGUUUGGCUACCGCUACUAACAUCAAAAACGCGCCAUCGAACACUAUCCUGCAGCAAAUAUCUUAUAUCCUAUCGGAUAGAAGUAAAUUAGUUAAACGCACACAGCUGAAGCGCUCAGAAUACGAUAUAGUUGGAUACAAAAAGGAGCCUAAUGACUUAGAAAAUAAGGAAGCGAAUGAAGAGAACCCAGUUACGAAGGACAGGAAAGAUGAUGAUGAAUACAUAACAGAAAUAUUUGAUGAUAGUGACUUCUACCAUCAGUUACUCCGAGAGCUUAUUGAGUGUAAAUCAGCGGAUAUAUCGGACCCUGUACAGUUGAGUCGGCAGUGGAUAGCCCUGCAGCAGAUGAGGAGCAAAAUGAAACGGAAAGUUGACACGAAGGCUACAAAAGGACGGAAGAUCAAGUAUGUUGUACAUAACCAACUGGUUAACUACAUGGCACCGGAGAAAUGUACUACAUGGACAGAUGAGAGCACCAAUGAACUGUACAGCUCACUGUUUGGGAAGAUGUUUGAAUAUAAUAAUGUAGGAUUGAAUGCUAAUUUAGAGAAUGGAUUGAAAAUAAAAGAUUAAUUUUACAUU